Messenger RNA from Morone saxatilis (striped sea-bass), 2034 nucleotides. RefSeq names its product ATCAY kinesin light chain interacting caytaxin a (gene atcaya). Gene Ontology annotation, cellular component: cytoplasm. NCBI's taxonomy places the organism in Eukaryota, Metazoa, Chordata, Actinopteri, Moronidae. Gene Ontology annotation, biological process: apoptotic process. The record is from RefSeq and is a predicted model, not a curated record. The coding region runs from base 496 to 1611 and encodes 371 amino acids. The transcript is spliced from 14 exons.
GUAAACCCAACCACCAGGCAAUGAGUCAGUACACAGAAACAGAGCAUCAUAUCCAGCUCAUCUGUCAGGGGAUGUUAAACUCCACGGAAAUCAUAUUUCAAAGUGCUAAUAAGGAGCUGAGAAAGCAGGCUGUUGGCUCGCUCUUCACGGCCAGUCUGUCCCCAACAAAGGUGGCCAGAGGCGGAGGAGAAGAGGGGGGAGUCCAAGCACAGAGGUGCCCCCUGUCUUCAGACACCUGCUGCUGGCUAGUGGCUGACAUUGAGGACACUGUAUGACUGUGUCUGUGGGUGCGUGUGAGUGUGUGUGCAUGUGAAUGAGAGAUAUUUCAGCCCAACCACUGCUUUUUUCCCCCUGUUGGUGAGGAGGAUCAGGACUUUCUCCCCCUUGAAUCUUUGCAUCUGUGACUGAGGAGGAGGGAGGACACACAGACACGGAGCAGCGAGAGGCUUUGUGGGGAUCUCACACCGCUCAUGCCCCUGCUCUCCUCUCCAAGGGAUGGGCACCACAGAGGCGACUCUACGAAUGGAGAACAUGGAAGUGAAAGACGAGUGGCAGGAUGAAGACUUUCCCAGACCACUACCAGAGUACGGAGACAUGGAUUCCUCUUGUGGUCUCACAGACGACAGAGCCUCUCCCCCAAACUCCCUGAAUGUGAGCCCACCUGGAGGAGGCGGCGGCGUGUCCUCAUCUCACCGUAAACGGCGUACACUGGUUGCCCCGGAUAUGAACCUUUCACUGGACCAAAGUGAGGGUUCUUUGCUCUCAGAUGACUUCCUGGAUACACCGGACGACCUGGACAUCAAUGUUGAUGACAUCGAUACACCUGAUGAGACGGACUCGCUGGAGUUCAUCACCAAUGGCAACGAGCUGGAGUGGGAAGAUGACACACCGGUGGCCUCAGCCAAAGCAGGUCCUGCUGACGGCUCAAGAGAUGUGGACGAGGAGGGUAACACCAAUAACGGACGCCUCUGGAGGACAGUGAUCAUCGGGGAACAGGAACAUCGUAUUGACAUGCAGGUCAUCAGACCUUACCUCCGAGUCAUCACACAUGGAGGUUAUUAUGGCGAGGGCCUUAAUGCCAUCAUUGUUUUCUCUGCCUGUUACCUGCCUGACAGCAGCUGUCCAGACUACCACUACAUAAUGGAAAACCUCUUCUUGUAUGUGGUGAGCAGUCUGGAGAUGCUUGUCGCUGAAGAUUACCUGAUCAUCUACAUGAACGGAGCCACUCCUCGGAGUAAGAUGCCUGGGAUCAGCUGGUUAAAGAAAUGUUACCAGAUGAUUGACCGGAGACUGAGGAAGAACCUGAAGUCUUUGGUCAUCGCUCAUCCCACAUGGUUCAUACGCACUGUCCUGGCUAUAUCCAGGCCCUUUAUCAGUGUGAAGUUCAUGAAUAAGAUCCAGUACGUCCACAGCCUAGAUGAACUGGCAGAGAUCGUCCCCAUGGAGCACGUCCAUGUCCCCGAGGGUGUGGUGCAAUUUGACGAGGAGAGGAUUAAAGCACGGAGAGAAAGGAUGGAGCAGGAGCACAGACAGCACCAGCAGUCAGUCCCACAGGAGCCAAUUAAAAAGUCUGAGAGGCCGAAGUCAAUGAUUGUAGAUCAAGGAUUAUGAGAAGGACUGAGCUUUGCAGGUGAAGUGUGUGACAGACAUAUGGAGCAUGAACCUUUAUACCAAUACAAAGCAGUGGUCCAACAAACCUACAUGUGCUUCCUUGUUUUACCAACAUCCAACUGAUGAUUUGCUGCCAUCCUUUUCCGAUCAAGAUGGUGAACGCUGUGUCUCAUUUUCCUUCUGUGUGGAACCCUGUCUUCAUCUCUACCAGAGGGUUUCAUAUUGCAAAAUGGUACGAAGGAAGCCACUGCUCUGUAACAAGAAGUGUUUAACAGUGGAAGCUGUUGUUGGGCUCAUCGAUUCAUUGACCAGCUGUGUGGUCAGACAGGUCGUAUAACUCAUAUUGUAAUAUUACAUCAUUGUGAGGCUCUGGAAGGCUGGGACAUUGAUAGAAACCUUAUAACUUAACACAAAAUUAAGACA